CUCGCGUCGCGCGCCAUAACACGCCCGUUAUAUGCGACGCCGUCACCUGACAGGUGUUCUGUGCUAAACAUUCAAAUUUCGAAUGACAUUCAAAUAUGAAAAUGAAGGAACCAUUCAUGUACGAUUUUUAAAUUUUCAAAAGUGUACUAAUGUACCGUUACGGGAUUCCAUUUCUUUUCCGUUAGCGCGUGUGGCAGUUGUAUUGUGUACUGUGGGAUCCGAUGGAACGUUGAUGUAAAUGUUUAAUACAGUUCACCAUAGAUUAUAUUACACGUAAAACACAUAUUUGGCUGUAUGGCACACUUGAAACCAAAUUAUACGGACAGCGGAGUGUCGUGACCGAGUGUCGAACUGAACUGUGACGUGUCGUGAACUGUGACGUGACGUGACCGAGUGUGGUGUUAGUGAAUUAUGACGUGACAAAACUACAGCCAUGUACCGGCCGAAUUUCUACGAAAGCACCUGCUUUCGGUGUAACGAGAUUGUGUACCAAGUGGACAGAGUGGGACCGCUGAAGGAUUUCACGUUCUUCCACAGUGGUUGCUUCAAAUGUGCCGUGUGUGGGACGAAGUUGACUUUAAAGACAUACUACAACAAUCAACACUGGACAGAGGAUAAGGAGGUGUAUUGCUCAAGCCAUGUGCCCAAGAUCGGCCCGGGUCAUCUGGACAACUCGUCCGUUGGUAUCCGGAGUGCGCUGAACGUCCCUAAAAGUAACAACUAUGUCAACGAACAAAUCAGGGGACUUGCUCGGAAUAGUCACGAUAAUGAGUUAUCACCAACUCGGACGACAAACGGCGGCAGCGUGCACGCGUCGCCCGCGCGUGAAUUGUCGCGCGACACUCCCGAUUACCAAUACGGGCGAUUCGACGCGAGCGCACUGCACAUUGCACAUGCUCUCAAGCAAACAGAACUACAGAAAGCUUACCAUAGACCGAGGGAAAAGCCCAUAGACUGCUACUUGGAUCGCGAUGAGCAAACGAAAUUGGAGAUGAAACACCGGCAAGAGGAAGAUGAUUUGUAUAGAAAAUUCUCUAAGCAUCGCGAAGAAGAGAACAGACGAAUACGGGAAGAAAUACAGGAUGAAUGGGAACGCGAGUUGGAGAGGCUUACAAACAGAUUUCAACAAGAGAUGCAAGUCAAAAAGCGACGGCCAGACGCCGAGAUUGGCGCGCUAACACUGCGGCAUCAGCAAGAACGGGCUGAUCUCGAAAAGAACAUGACGCUAAGAAGAGACAAGAAGAAGGAAAGCCUCACUAGAAAGAUGUUAGAGCACGAAAGGGCAGCAACAGCCGCACUAGUCGAAAAGCAAAGUCAUGAGAUGAUGGAGCUCAUUCAGGAGCGACGCUCCGAGUACAUGGCGGCAUCCUCACUAUACUUGGACGGUGAGGAAGCGCCCCCGUACCCUGCCAGAGCUCCGGCACCGCUGCCGCCACUCGUCUCCAAGUUCCAUAUAUACACAGACCCUGCGGAGUUUGCGGAUGUUGACAAAAUAGCUAUUUCGGUGGCGCAAGAAGACCAAAAAACGUUCACAGAUCUAGUCCGGCAACUGGUAGGCAGAUGUGCCACAGACGUAGAGAAGGCUAGAACCAUAUUCCGUUGGAUCACAGUCAAAAACCUCAAUAACAUACAGUUCGAUGACAAUUUAAGAGGCGACUCGCCUCUCGGUCUACUCAGAGGCAUCAAACACGGCACCGAGAGUUACCAUGUAUUGUUUAAGAGACUGUGCAGCUAUGCAGGCUUACACUGCGUCGUCAUCAAAGGAUACAGCAAGUCAGCCGGUUAUCAGCCAGGAGUUCGCUUCGAAGACAACCGUUUCCGCAACUCCUGGAACGCUGUCUACGUAGCUGGAGCAUGGCGAUUUGUGCAGUGCAACUGGGGAGCCAGGCAUUUGGUUAACGCUAAAGAUGCGCCCAAGCCCGGUAAUAGAGGGAAGAGUGAUAGUUUGAGAUACGAGUACGACGACCAUUACUUCCUGACAGAUCCCCGUGAGUUCAUCUACGAGUUCUUCCCUCUUCAACCGGACUGGCAGCUACUGAAGACGCCCAUCACGCUGCAUGAUUUCGAAGAGUUGCCCUUUGUACGCUCAUUGUUCUUCAGAUAUGGGUUAUACUUCAGUGAUCCCAACACUAAAGCCGUUAUGUACACUGACUCGACUGGUGCGGCGACUAUGCGCAUAGCCAUGCCGGCACAUAUGCAGAGCUCCCUGAUCUUCCACUACAACCUGAAAUUCUACGACACAGAGGGCGACGGUUUUGAUGGAGUCAGUCUCAAAAGAUUCGUCAUGCAGUCCGUGGUGGGCAACGUAGUGUCGUUCCGUGUUCACGCGCCGUGCAGCGGAGCGUUCCUGUUGGAUAUCUUCGCAAACGCGGUAACACCUCGCGAAUACCUAACUGGGGAACCCAUGAAGUUCAAGAGCGUCUGCAAAUUUAAGAUUUGCUGCGCCGAGCUGCAGACCGUGAUGGUACCUUUACCGGACUGUGCGAGCGGCGAGUGGGGCCCCACCAAGGCCACUAGACUUUUUGGUCUUGUACCCAUAACGCACCAGGAAGCGUUAGUGUUCGCCGGCCGCGAACUGGAGAUCCAGUUCCGCAUGUCUCGACCGCUGGCCGACUUUAUGGCGACGCUGCACAAGAACGGCGUUGAUGAGAAGAGGCUUUCCAAGUACGUGCAGCAAAACGUGUCUGAUGACAUCGUCACCUUUUACAUCACUUUCCCAGAAGAAGGUCAAUACGGCCUAGACAUAUACACUCGUGAGCGCGGCGGGCCUACAGCUAUCCACCAAAACGGGUCCACCGAAAAAGAGAAGCACCUUCUCACCCACUGCUGCAAGUACCUCAUCAACAGCAGCAAAAGGAACUGACAUCAAUAUAUAGUAUAAUAACCGAGAAGAUAUUAUAUAUUCACGCUUAAUAAAUUAAUUGACACUUGAAAUUAUUAAAAAAAAUUGGAACGUAUUCCAAAAAAAAAUCUUUUAUUUUUUUAAGGAUUCACACGUCUUUUUAUAUUUCUCUUUUUUGGUAGUGUCAGUUAUUAUUAAGCGUGUGUAUUAUUGUCAGUAAAGUUCUAAGUGUAGAAGUAUAAUAUAAUGUUUAAUUACAGAUAUUACAGAAGAGCA
Achroia grisella is the source of this 3118-nucleotide messenger RNA. It is a transcript of the gene Hil, whose product is annotated as hillarin. Lineage: Eukaryota; Metazoa; Arthropoda; Insecta; Lepidoptera; Pyralidae. The transcript has 15 exons. Bases 434 to 2863 code for a protein of 809 amino acids. The record is from RefSeq and is a predicted model, not a curated record.